UCAAACUGUUCAUGAUGGCUUCCCUGUGACGACCCCGACACGGCCUCACCCAGCGACCCCCACACAAUAAUGCCGCUCUAGGCCCGUACACGACCCUCCCCGUGGAUUAUUCUCCUCGGCUCGGACCCCCGCACGUCACACGCUGGAAUUAUGCUGGUGCAGGAGCCCGUUCAGGCUGCAAUAUGGCAUUGCCUGAACCACUAUGCAUAUGUGGAUGCAACGUUUCUGGCAGAAAGACUCCUAGCGGAAGUGGAUUCUGAUGAGGCGUUACACCUGGUGGCAACAUCAUAUUACCGCUCGGGAAAGCCAGGUCGCGCCUACUCUGUACUUCAUGCACACGGUACACGCACACCACAACUCAGGUUCCUUAUGGCACGAUGCUGCUUCGACCUUGGAAAGUUGGAAGAGGCAGAAACAGUACUGACUGGUGGUAGUGUUUUGCAUCCUAAAACAGUCGAUGAUCUAGCCACUGAAUAUGGGGACUUGGCUUGCUUUGCUCUUCAGCUUCUUGGACUCAUAUGUGCUAGAACUGAACGCCUCUCGAGAGCAACGGAAGCUUUCAAGCGGUCAUUAAAGCUUAACCCUUUCUUAUGGCAGUCAUUUGUUGCGCUCUGUGAUCAGGGAGACAAAUUGGAUCCCUCAAAGGUGUUUCGGUUAGAUUCUCUUGAGGCAUUUUCUAACUGCCAUGGCAGUACGGUGCUCACCCUAGUAAAUAGUGCCAACCCAGCAAAUAAUGUUAGUGUCAGUUCUGAAUCGGGAGUUUUAAACAAUACUUUAAACAGUGUAUCGGUGAACAAUCAAGAUACUAUUCAACAGACUCCAACAGUGACUCCUUUUCAAAACACUCCAAAUAAUUUAUUACCAGUGGUUAAUACGCCAGUGCAGAACUUAAGUAAUGUGAUUACCCCAGUUCCGAUAACUUCUCUUAAUACUCCUGUUGCUGUGACUAUAACACCCUCACUGGACCGAGGUGUUGGAGACUCUGGGGAUGGUGUUCUCCAAGCACCCAAAAAAAAGAAACUCAUUCGGAUUCGAAGCAUAAUGGGCGGACCCCUGUCCAUAAGUCCGUUGACACCCAGCUUUGGGGUCCUUCCUUUGGAGGUAACAAGUCCUGUGUGCGACUGUGAGCAUUCAUCUUUAAAUAGUUCUGUGGCCUUCCUCACACCUUCACCACUCUCACUAUCUCAACUUGAUGCUGAACCUAACACCAAAGUUCCUCCACCAAUUAGUAAAAGGAUAUUAUGUCGAACUACAAAAGACUCUCCUCUGGUCCUUAACAAGCCAGCUGUGUUUGCGCCGGCAGGGAACAAUAGCAACUUCCAAAGUCCUCCUACGGGUCAACCGAAUCCAAAUGUUCGGAGAUCGUCCCGCCUGUUUGGUAACAGUAAUUCUGUCAAGGAGAAUAACAAGAGUCGUUUUGUAGCACCUAAGUCUCCAGCUCGGAAAACAAAAACCAGAUCUUCAAAGAGUCAGUCGAGUCUUUCUGAAUUGAAUGAAAAAAAUAAGAACGAAAAUCAAGACAUAAUAUCGCCCUCUGAAAAACCAUUCCCAGAGAAACCAGCCACCCCUCAGAGUCUGAUACAACAAGCACUCUCCAUCCAGAAGCAGUCAGCAGAAGGAUUGAUGUCACUUUUAAGGGACAUGGGUGCAGCAUACCAGCAGCUUGCCCAGUACAACUGUGGACGAGCGGUAGAGUUGCUGACGGCCCUUCCCACCCAACAUUAUCGUACAGGAUGGGUCUUGGCUCAUAUUGGCAAGGCGUAUUUUGAGAUGAAUGAUUAUCAGCAAGCUGUCAAGUUCUUCAGUGAUGUGAGAGAGAGAGAACCACAUCGUCUGCACUUAAUGGAGUAUUACAGCACAGCCCUUUGGCACUUGCAAAAAGAAGUUCAACUCUCGGCACUGGCACAGGAUUUGGUUGAAGAAGAACGUGAAUGCCCUCAGGCCUGGUGUGCUACAGGCAACUGCUUUUCUCUUCAGAAAGAACAUGAAGCAGCCAUCAAGUUUUUUUCUAGAGCAAUCCAGGUUGAUCCAAAUUUUGCCUAUGCAUACACCCUGCUUGGUCAUGAACACAUUGCAACAGAAGAACUGGACAAUGCACUGAGCUGUUACCGGAGCGCUGUGAGAAUAGAGCCUCGACACUAUAAUGCCUGGUAUGGUAUUGGUCUGGUGCUGUUUAAGCAAGAGCGGUUUGCUCAAGCAGAGUCUCAUUUUAAGAAGGCCCUCAGCAUCCACCCACUCAGCUCUGUUCUCAUGUGCCAUGUAGCUGUGGUGGAGCAUGCUUUACAAAAGAGUAGUGCUGCCCUUGCUACUUUGAAUCGUGCUCUGGCUGUAGAGCCUCGCAAUCCAUUGUGCAAAUACCACAGAGCAUCAAUUCUACAUGCAACUGAUCACCACCAGGAAGCUCUUACUGAGCUGAAUAAUUUAAAGGAGAUUGUUCCUAAGGAAUCCAAUGUAUAUUUCUUGCUUGGCAAGGUGCACAAAAAGUUGGGUCAAACUCAUUUAGCUUUAAUGAACUUCUCUUGGGCAAUGGACCUUGACCCAAAAGGUGCCAACAAUCAAUUUAAAGAAGCAAUUGACCCUGCAAUCAAUCGCUUUCCAGUUGAUGACGACGACACCACAAACAACAACCCACAUGAUAACGGUGGGUAUUUAAGUAGUGAAGGCAGCUCCCUGGCUCCUGCAGAAUCUUCACAAGAAUCUCUUAUCUUAGAGCCUCAACAAAUGCCCAACAUGGAGAGUUUGAGUGAUGACAGCUUAUAAUAGUGGCAUUAAUAGGCAUCACAAUUUCUGAAAUAUCGGAGAAAGUUUUAUAUGUUUUAAGAGUUUUGUUAUACAAGUAAUAGCAUCAAUAGGAAGACGACAAAACUAAGAUGUACAGUACAUAACUGGUGAUACAAUGUAAAUUUCGUAUCAGGGAAUCCAUUUAAAAUUCCAAUUGUGUGUAUAUAUGACAAGGAAUAAGUGAUACCCCUCAAACGACCUUCAGCCCAGUGGAAAAGAUCUGCAUAUCAGUAUAUUGUGCAUGGCUAAUGCCAAAUAAUGAAAUUGUGCUCUAGUUCACAGAAAUCAUCUUUACUGGAAGAGCAUGAAAGUAGAUUAUCACUUUGCGACAAUACAAAUGUAGAUUCCGUAUGGGGAAAAUUCAACUGAAGCACACGUCAGUAUAUAUUGAGGUCCAGUUUAAUAGACAGUACUGGUAUGUGACCCCUUGUCAAACUAGCGAAGUGUGUGUGGGAUGGAUGGUGAUACUGAAUUUACAAGACUGUUAAUUGGUAUUUCAUCUUGUCUUUUGUUUAAUUCCUAAAUAUACAUAGUGAAAAAUUUGCCCGAGGUUUUGCAAUAUGUCCUUAAUUCAUUAAUGUAAUGGCUAAUUAGGCAGCCACAACUUGACCACGAAAUGUCUGGUAAGAUGUUUAACUAAAGUGAUGCCACUGUUUGUUUUUACUUUUGGUAUAAAAGGAUUUUUCACAAAUUGAUUUAUAACAUACUAUUAACUUACGGUGAACAAUGAUCCGAGAUAGUUUAACCAAAGGAAGUGCUUUGUAUACAGAUUUCAACAUUGGUUUAUACCUUAUGUAAGAAUAGUAGUGUAUGAGGACUAGCAGCUUAGCAGUAUGGCAUUUAUCCUCUUAUUUCCUGGGGACCACUUGUUUGGGAUGUGUCGUGUAACAGUUGUGGGGUUGGGGUCGAGUUGCAGCUGCCACUGGCAUAGUAUAGCAUAAUACUUCAUGUUAUCUAUGGAGGUAUUGACUUGCUGUUCUGUGCUGAGGCAACUCUCAAGGGUUUUUCUUUGGACUAGAAAAGAUAUGUAGAUGUGUAAAUUUUUUUAUUUAUAUACAGUAAAUAUAUAAUAUAUAUAUAUAUAUAUUUUAAUUAGUUAUUUGUUAACACGAAAUUCUAGUCUUAGGCUACUGUUAGGAAUAAAUACCCAUGAAACGGUUUUCUACACAAAAGCGUACUAGCUAACAAGUGGAAAAAUUUCUGAAGUGGUUAGACCUUGUUUCCAUGCUUGCUAAUUAAUGGCUUCCUGUAUUAAGAAUGUUAAGAGUUAAAGGAAAUACAGUAUGUAAUGUCAAUUAAGACUCAAAUAUAAGCAGUUUAUGUGUAUGAGUGCUUGAGUUGUGAUGCUGGAGUGUGCAUCCACCUAGUAGAUGGUUCAGUACUCAAGAGUCCAGCCUGACAGCUUCCUUGCUGUAAGAAUAUGGACCAUUAGCAGGGAAAGCCAAUGUUGUCACCCAAAAUUGUAUACAGUAGUUGUCAAAAUCUGUAUUUGCUAAUUGUAUUUUUGGAAGUCCUUCGUGAUUUUAGUUUUUGUCAAAUUUUUGGUAGGUACAUGUCAUACCUAGCCAGUGCAUAUAUUUGAAAAAUUAAAAAGCUAAUUUCUGGUCAAGUUGUAUCUCUUGAGAGGGGUCCUUAUCUCUGGUGCAAGGCUUGUGUACAUAUGUUGAACAGUCCACCUUCCAGCUUAUUAUUGUCCAUGUGCUGCUAAUGCUGUACGUAUACAUAACAUAUUUAUAAAUUUGAGACCUUGGAUGAAGUGCAUAUUUGAAGACAAAUUUAUGUAUUUAAGUGUUGGGGAAUUUUCUGUAGCCUAAGUGAUUGUUUACUAUUUGAAUUAUUUAGAUGUAAUUUUGUAUUUGAACCUUGGCAAUUUGGGAAUGCAUUUGUGAUGUUAUUCCAAAUAGUGAUUCAAAAAUCAUUACAAAAUACAUUACUUCAAAUGUGUUAAAAACAAUGUAAGCCAGAACAAGUAUUGGCAUUUCUAGACUUUAUUAGGGAAAUUUAAACAGUGGUGCGUGUAGAACCUUCCCCAAACAUUUUCAUUACCGACAAUAUUUUCAUCACGAAAUAUUGAAAUAUCCGAGCAUACCGGUUGUAGCUGGAGCUUACUGGCCAGCAUCAGAGGCCACUGAGCAGUAAUGGGCCCAGUUAUGUGGCUCACAUGAAACUAAUAUUUUGUGUUGAAAGCAAUUAACAUUUUUACAUGUGCAUUUACCAUCAGUCAAAAUGUUACUUAAUAUUUAAGAAUGACCAUAACAUAAUUGUUGCCAAAAAAUACAGUAUUAAAAGUUAAAAAAAAAGAUCUUGCAUCACUACUGGUCCAACCAUUCAUUUAUUUUCUGCAUUUAUUAUUAUAUAUAUAUAUACAUGUAUAUAUAAUUAUAUAUAUUUAUAUAUUAUAUAUUUAUACAGUACAUUAUUUAUAUUACUGAAAGAAACUUCAAGACUUCAUAUAGUAAAAGGUGAAAAUAUAAACUAAUUACAGUACAGAAAUUCGUGUAGGAAUCAUAAUUUUACUGAUGCUCUUAAGGUAUUAAAAUUUAGGUGGUAAAAUAUUUGCUGAUGUAAAUUACUUUUCUAUGUUUAAUUCACAGAUUUCAGCGUUGCUAAUGAGAGGAAUGGCUACAUUCUAGUGUGAGGAACAUUUCAAAAGUAUCAUAAUGAAAACUGAUCUGUUUAGCUAUGUAAAAUUAAAUCACAAUCGGGUAGUUUUAGCAUUAAUACGCUACCGAGGGGUAAGUUAGUACAUUUUUUUCACUUGUAAUAUGCCUUAAAAAAAGGUACUUGUAUUGUUCAAGCUCUUCAUCGUUGUGUCGGUUAUUAAUGGCUCUGCUGUCUUAUUGUACUUACCUUCUUUCAGAUUGUAUUUCCCUGCUUGCUGAGGUAUUCCUCAGUUUGUCCACCCAUUUUUUCUGGAUGCUGUUAACUGUCUUGUAAAUGAACAAGUAAUAGCCAGAUCGUUGUGUAGAAUUCUUCAGGAAAUGCGCAGUGCUUCGAAUAUCUUGUAAUGGCUAAAAUGUCUUGGGGAAGAUUCUGCAUAAGACCAAACCUUUAAAGAAUGAAGGUUCCCAAAGGGAGCAAGGCAUCGGUGGAGAUUAAAGACCUUCUUGGCUCGGCUGGAGGUUGAUGAGGUAAAAGAUCAUUUGUGUUCCUGUACAUCUAAGUUACUAUGAGUAUAUUAGGUUACACGAGAAUAUGCUGUAUUCAUAAGUAGAUUUUCUCAAGUGAACUCUCUUCUCGGUGCUAGACGGUUACUUUUUGAAAGUACAAGUUGAUUUUGAGUGUGAUACCAGUGGCAAAAGUGCAAUGCACUUUUGAAGUUGCUUAAUUUAUGAAUUUGGUGUAUCUAAAAGUUUCUAAUAGAAACGACAAUCUUUACCAAAUUUUAACUAUACUAGUUACUGUAUAUUUUCAGAAUAGGUUAUUGGAUUUGCUAAAUCUUUAUUUAUUGUGUAAAUUAUUUAUAAUUUGCUCAGGGUAGAGGCUUAAAAUGGUUUUAAAGUUUUCUGGUUGUAUCUUUCGUUAAGUGUACCAAGUAUACUUAUUUCACGUGGCAUUUUAUUUUUUUCUGGGCGGUUAAAGUUCAUUCACACAACAUCUUGAAACUUCGGAUAGCUCUUGAAAUUACCACUGUUGGCAUUCAUCUUCCUGUCCAGGAUAUUUUAUUUAUAACAUUUCAGAGCUGAACUAAUAAACUGAUACCUUACUUCAUGCAAAUUGAAUGCUGAAAUAGUGGUACUGAAAUGGCAGUACUGUGUCAAUACAUGAGCAGUUUUUUAAUUCUGCUGUGUAGUUUGUGCUGCCAAGAUUUUUUAUGUACUGUACACUUGUUUUGAUGGCCUGUAUCCAAGUGCAGCUAUUUAAUCCAAGCACAGUAUCUGCCUUUUAUCAGUCUAUUGUGAUCUUUGGCUCUGUUAUUCUUUGCUGUUCAAUGUAGGCUUUAUUGUAGUCCUACAUCUUUAGGCUUUAAUAUUAAUUUAUUGGUAAUUUUUUGUAUAUGGUGUAGCAUUUAAAGAAGUUAGUGCUUUGGUUAUAUUAAAUCUCUAAUCUUUUAUUGAAUUUAUUAGAAGGCAAGUGGGUUUGGUGGUGAUGGGGUUUAUUUUGGGGAGAAGGGGGGGCUCCUCUCCACCAGGCGUAUGGGAAGAUUGCUUCCUAUUUUCUUCAGUUUUUUACCUCUUCAAAAAUGUUAUGUAGUUUGAUAACUAGUAAAAGUAACCUAAUUAGCAUGGACAAUUCUUAAGACACCUCAAUAUAUUCUUCAGAAUCUCGUCUAUAUGGAACUAAAAGAUAUUGCAUUUGAUUGAUAGUUUUACAAUACACAAUUUUCAGAUAUGAUAUGCAGAAUAAAAAUCACAGGUAAAGUUUAAUAUAAUGCAGAAUUUAACAAUUUUGGGUUGUGUGUGUGUGUGUGUACAGUAACGAGUAUGUUGUAUUUUUAACGUCGUUAGAUCUGUAAUGUCGUGUCCCAUUCUAUAUCCAAAUGCAAAUUUAUAUUUAUGCAAUCGUUCAGUGUUCUGAGUUAAUGUGCUGGAUAUUCAUAAUUAGUUUCUUUGCCGAGAGAAUUAAUUAGUAAAUUCAGCAUUAAAAUUAUAGCAAAUUUUUGCUUUAGUUUACUUGACAUAGUAUAAAGAAUUAGUCUUCAAUAUGAUGCAGGUAAUUUUGCAAUAUUAAAGUUUUAUUUUUACAUGGAAAAAAUUAAGGCAAAAUUUAAAAUCUUUUUGAUUUGUGGGAGAUUUAAUCUUUCGAGUUUUUGUAAUUUCCUACUAAUUAAUUUUGGAACUUGUGCCAGAAUAAUAAUUACAUUUCUUGUCUUGAAAUCUUACGUGAUCUUGGAGGAAUAGAACUUGAGGGGCUUUAUUUCCAUUAUGAUACUCAGGGUUGAACACUCGCCAACCUAUCCAGUGGAAGUGCUCUAACAAUAUCGUCUAGUUUAGUUUAUUUACGGAAAGUUACAAUAUAACAUUUUAACAAAAAUUUAAAACCUUUCUUUAUGAACAAUACAAGAAAACAUACAGUACUUUUCUUUAUUUAUGUAUAAAAAGGAGUUUUAACCAGUUUUAAAUAUUGAUUUAGUUUAGUUUUAUGUUCAUUGGAUUUAUUGAUUUUUUCUGCAAUACAGUGUUUAUAAAUAAUAUAAAGGAUGUUUUUAUGAGUGAAGUUAAUCAAAUUGUUGGCAUUUCACAUUAAAAGUGCAGUACUGUGUAUUGAAUUAAAAACUUGUGCAAGUCCAUAUUAGACUGCCAUCUCCAGCCACAUCAUUCCUGGGGAAAUGCAGCUUUAUUUUAAUAUACGAAUACUAAACAAACACGUUCGCGUAAUGUUAAGGAUGACAUUUUAGUCUAGAAUACUUGAAUGUCACUACUACUUUGUUGUAGUGUACGGGUCUAGUGUUUGUUUCAUCUAUAUAUAUUGACACAGUCUUCAAAAUUACCAUAUAUCUGAUCAUUUGUAAGGGGUACAUUUUUAAUAUCUUGUAUAGUACAUGUUCCAUAUGAAAUGCCUAAAUUGCUCGCAUGAACUGUAUUAGUUUUGUUUGAAUUCUUACCUCAAGAUUUUCAGAACGUAGACAACUGCAAGAUAUAAGUAGUGGCAGUACUGACAAUGAAUUAUUAGAAAGAAAGCUUCUCAACAUAAAGACCUUUGGGUGACCCAAGAAUAUACUGUAUCAUUGAACAUUUUAAAACGUUUUCAGCAGGUAGACCUUAAUUAAGCCAUCUGCGCUCAUUACACAUUAGCUAGCCAUUUUUUGUUUUUAAUUCCUUAUAAUAAAUUGGGCAAAAAUUGUACUAUAUUUAUGAACCAGUAAACAUACUUGAACAA
Molecule: messenger RNA, 8601 nt
Organism: Procambarus clarkii (red swamp crayfish)
Lineage: Eukaryota; Metazoa; Arthropoda; Malacostraca; Decapoda; Cambaridae
Gene: Cdc27
Product: cell division cycle protein 27
Biological process (GO): cell division; metaphase/anaphase transition of mitotic cell cycle; protein ubiquitination
Cellular component (GO): cytoplasm; anaphase-promoting complex
Molecular function (GO): protein binding
Source: RefSeq, a predicted model, not a curated record